CCCAACACUUCUCAGGAGUUUGGAAAGUAGAGAAAUAACUUGGGUCUCACAUUAAUAGGCUGUGUAGAAUUAAUUUGCAGAAGUGGCAUUGCUGUUUGCCACCUUUUCAGUUCAGUUAUAUAUAUAGUUCCUGCAAGAAGUUUGAAGACUGUCAAUAGUUCCUCCAGUAAUCUCAUGAUGAGGAAAAUGUUUCAAGGCACUUGAAAUAUUUGUUGAAGUUCCUUGAGUACAUAAAUAGGAUAUUUGAGACUCAUUUAAAAGGUGACAAGAAGUUCUGCAGAGGGUUCUAAAGAACCCCAAAAACUUUAUAAUUUUUACAGUAUACAAUAAUACUGCAUGAGAUUCAAUAGAGGAUCAAACAGCUAUAAAGCAAACAGCUAAAUUCCCUGCAGAUCAGUCCUGCGUUCCAAUCCAUUUUAAUUACCUCCAUUGGUUUUACCAGUUAUAUCACUGGUUAUAUCACAACAGCCAAACAAGAUGACCCAAAAACAAUGGUUGCAGAUCAACAGUCUGCAGACAUAACAUUCAUUAUUAUCAAUUAUAUCGAUCAAAAACCCAGAAUAUAUGAGCAUCAACCUUAUCUCAAUAAUGAUAAUAUCUUGAUUCCAUUGAUUCAUUACACCCCAAUGACCAACUUGAUGUAAGGACAUUAGAAACCAAAAUGCAAUUCAACUUUAGCCAGUCUGUGAGUUCACUGGGUUGAGGAUGCAAGUUAAUUGCUAAGAUAAAAAACACAAUGACACCAACUAACUGUCCAUGCCAAACUUUCUAGAUGUGUUACUAUGGCAUUAAGGAAUCUGUCAGUGAAAAGUUGGUUAAAAAUGCAGAGUAGAACAAUUGUUAUUACACUGUGGUUCAUUUGUAGAACAGCACGUGUUGCCUAAUCAUGUGCUUAAAGAAUCCAGGGGGUGUGGUGUAUAAUAAGCAUGGACAGGGCGGAUUAUCCCGGCAACAUGUCCGGAAGAUCACACAGAGGAUGAUCUUCCCUUUAAUCCCAACCUAUCCCCCACUUUUAACACUGUUGAAGACUUUAUAAAAGGCCAGUCAUUCUGAGUCCUGGCAGUCAGGCUGUUCAUUGAUCCAAAAGCACACAGUGCUAGAAGAAGACCUCUAGCUGCGCAACCAUGGAUGCAUGGGCCGUUCAGUUCGCGAAUCUCUCCAAAGUAAGCCCCUUUGAGGGCCCACAGUACCACUUGGCCCCCAAGUGGGCUUUCUACCUGCAGGCAGCAUUCAUGGGCUUUGUAUUUUUUGUGGGUACCCCUCUCAACGCAGUCGUCCUCUUUGUAACAAUGAAGUACAAGAAGCUCAGGCAGCCUCUCAACUACAUCCUGGUGAAUAUCUCUCUAGCAGGCUUCAUUUUCGACACAUUCUCGGUCAGCCAAGUAUUUGUGAGCGCUCUACGUGGUUAUUACUUUCUCGGGCACACGUUGUGUGCGCUGGAAGCAGCAAUGGGAGCAAUUGCAGGUCUUGUGACAGGAUGGUCCCUGGCUGUUCUGGCUUUCGAGAGAUACGUUGUCAUCUGCAAACCUUUCGGCAGCUUCAAGUUUGGACAAGGACAGGCUCUCGGAGCAGUAGCCUUCACCUGGUUCAUGGGAAUUGGCUGCGCCACUCCUCCCUUCUUUGGAUGGAGCAGAUACAUUCCCGAGGGUCUUGGCACUGCUUGUGGACCUGACUGGUACACAAAGAGUGUGGAGUACAACUCAGAGAGCUACACCUACUUCCUUAUUGUCACCUGCUUCUUCAUGCCAAUGACCAUCAUCAUCUUCUCCUACUCUCAGCUCCUGGGAGCCCUGCGCGCCGUUGCAGCUCAGCAGGCAGAGUCAGCCUCCACCCAGAAGGCAGAGAAGGAAGUGUCCAGGAUGGUCAUUGUGAUGGUGGGAUCUUUUGUGCUUUGCUAUGCCCCAUAUGCCGCCACUGCCAUGUGGUUCGCCAAUGCUGAUGAUUCAAACAAGGAUUACCGUAUGGUCGCUAUCCCUGCUUUCUUCUCAAAGAGCUCCUGUGUGUACAAUCCUCUAAUCUACGCCUUCAUGAACAAACAGUUCAAUGCCUGCAUCAUGGAGACUGUAUUUGGCAAAAAGAUUGAUGAGUCCUCAGAGGUUUCCAGCAAGACCGAAACCUCAUCUGUGGCUGCAUAAAUAUUUCCAAACUACAUUUACAAAUUAUCUGGACCUGUUUUCCUGUUUACCCCGAUUGUUCAAAUCCUCUACCUUUACACUCUGUCAAGGGCCAAGGGAUGCCAACAAGCCCCUUGUCCCAAAGUCACAGUCCGCUGGAUGGCCAACAGGGGCGCAACAUCCCACCAUCCUUUCUGUGCAUAACCGUCUAUUUUUUUUAAAUGUAAAACACUGCUAUUUCAUGUUAAAACAAUGCAUUAUGCAUUGAUGAUGCAGUAGAAUAUUAAAUUUUCAACCUGCAAAAGAAAAUAAAAAACAAAUAAUAAUGAGACAUCCUCUCAUGUUAAUAGACUUUUGCAAAGCUUUUAAUCUAACAACACUGGACAAGGACAUUCCUGAUUUUGUUUUACAAAAUACCCUACGGCUGUCCCAUUAGCCACAAUCCAUUUUCAAUAGUGGCCAUUUGUAUUCUAUUCUAUUCUAAAAUCCCAUGAAAUCCCAAUAAAAAGUGCUUGCUUUGAGAAAUAUUAAACAACAAUGCACAUUGGAAUUCACAGGAUUAGAGUAGAUUCUAAGCGCUUUACUCUCCUCUUCUGAAUCUUUAAAGUACUUAAUAAAGUUCAGCUUUCUGGUUGGCUUAUCCAAGAUAUAUAAGAUCACAAGGAAUUAUCCAUGUCCAUCCGCUCGCACACAGCUGAGGAAACGUUCACUGGAAGUUUGCUAAAAACAAACACAAAUGAUGACAAAUCGUGAGUGACAGCUUUUGUCCAAUUACUGGCACCAGGACAUCGGACCUCUAAUAUCUGUAUCUAUACUACCAUUGUACAUGUUCUAUUAUAAUUAGAGAUGCAGCAAACAUGAAUUUGUACAUGUGACCUGUUUUUAGAAUUAUUAAAGAUUUAUAUUGUUU
Molecule: messenger RNA, 3024 nt
Organism: Myxocyprinus asiaticus (Chinese sucker)
Lineage: Eukaryota; Metazoa; Chordata; Actinopteri; Cypriniformes; Catostomidae
Gene: opn1sw1
Product: opsin 1 (cone pigments), short-wave-sensitive 1
Exons: 5
Coding region: 1125-2135 (336 amino acids)
Biological process (GO): phototransduction; G protein-coupled receptor signaling pathway; visual perception
Cellular component (GO): photoreceptor outer segment; membrane
Molecular function (GO): G protein-coupled receptor activity
Source: RefSeq, a predicted model, not a curated record